GUUGUUAAGGGCGACAGCGUUCAGUUGUGAAUACACAUUACAAUAUCUAAUAAACGUUUCGAGCACUUUCUGAGGUAAUUUGUUACAUAUAAAUAUGAACCCAUUUCCAAAGUUAUUAGAAGGCUGUCUCAUUGACACAAACCAUGUAGAGUCCGCAGCGAUAUUUGUGGCGAAAACUGGCGACGUAACAGCAGCGUCCAACUUCACAGUCUGUCCAGAACAAACAGAGAUGUUUCGAGACGCAUUCAAGCACGUGAACGUAACGAGGCAGAGAGGACUCGACUUCAGGAACAAACACUACACCUGCGUGCGAGCUGACAAACACUCCAUAUACACAAAAUGUGAAGGACAUGGCCUGAUAUUGGUGAGAACUGCACUGUAUGUGAUUGUUGGCACAUAUUCGCAGAGCAUGUAUCCAAGUAUCUGUGUGGAAGCAGUUGAGAAACUAGCCGAGUAUCUGCGUGAAAAGGGAAACUGAAGCUCAUCACAUCAGACCUGAAGAGGUAACAUAACAGGCUGUAGAAGCAGCUCAUGGUGUCCCUGCCGAUGGACCGUCCCUCAGUUGAGCCAAAUGGACAUUUGAUAUGCAGGUGACAAAAAUUCCUUAUCAUUUACAGACUAAUUAAUAAACAUAAUAUAAUAAAUAUUCAAAAUAUUACAUUCUAGUCCUAUAUGCAUUAGAACAUUUAUCUCAAAUCCAUGCAUAUUAUAUGCACUUUUUUUUGUAACAUGCUAAUAAUUCAUUUCUGAAAUGAGAACCUUAUCUGAAAAUAACCAUUUCAGAACAAUCAUGCAGGCCACAAUCAGCAUAAAAUUACUGAGAAUAAGCAAUGAAGCUUUACUAAACGUAUUUGACAAGCUAUUAAAAACUACAGUUAAAGCUUUAAACAAACCAAUUAAAUUAUGUUUCUAUAAUAUCUAUCCCAGACAGACAUGUUUUUAGUGUUUUAGUCCAUCAUACUGAACAUUAAACUGACAAAUCAUGG
This is a messenger RNA of Onychostoma macrolepis, 986 nucleotides long. RefSeq names its product profilin family member 4 (gene pfn4). Lineage: Eukaryota; Metazoa; Chordata; Actinopteri; Cypriniformes; Cyprinidae. The transcript is spliced from 5 exons. The coding region runs from base 95 to 478 and encodes 127 amino acids. Gene Ontology annotation, molecular function: actin monomer binding. The record is from RefSeq and is a predicted model, not a curated record. Gene Ontology annotation, cellular component: cell cortex.